AAACUUAGUGCUCGAAAUACCUUGAUGGUGUCGAGUUCACGAGGUCCGUAACGUGGUAACGAGACAGACUGAUAGACCCGUCUCCGUCUAACGGUAAUACACCUUGCAGUUCGCAAGAAGUUGAGGGACUCACCUUAGUUUAUACUUUCGGUUGGAGGGUUAUAGUUCGAGUGUUUUGACAUUUUAUUUCUCUUUGUUCGGUUACCUUUUUGUGUUUUUAACUUGGUGGUGUUUGUUUGUGAACUGCAUUUUGGAUUUUUCACGUAGCGCCGUUUGUUUGUAUUUUACACACAGAUUAUUUUAUGGACCAUCUACAUUUCCCCCAAGAAAAAAUGUUACGAUUCAUACAGAGUGUUCAUUGUUCAGCGUGCAUCACGUCUUCAGUUUAAAGUCGAACAUGCUCCAGAGUUUAGAAGAUUACAUAGUAGAAAUGGAAAAACGUAGUGCCAUACAGAAACCAUCAUCAACCUCAGACGUCAAUGACGACCUUUGGGCCCAGCUGCAGCAGAAGGAAAACGACUUAGUGCUGGCAGCAGAGUUGGGAAAAGCCCUUCUCGACAGCAAGGAGGAACUGAAGAGGCAACACGAGGCUGCAAUUGAGGAAUACCAAAGAAAAUUAGAGGCUGUUGAACAGGACAGGCACGUGCUAAAACGAAGGCUAACUAACAAAGAAUCGGAAUUAGAUGCAAAAAUAGUCGAACUCCAAAACGACAUCACAACUUUAACUGAAAAACUAACAGCCAAGGAUAACCUACUAAAACAAUGCGAAAGGGAAAAGGGCAACUUGGUUGCCGAGUUAAAUGCCCAAAACUCAAGGUUGACUGCCCAGUUGAAAGAAGCCACAAGUGUUGAAAAUCGCCUUCAGCAACAAGUACAACAGUUGAAAGAGCAGUGCAGCCUUAGUAAAAGUACCCUAUACGAUCACAUGAAUUCGGUCGGUGGCCUUAGGGACGAACUGGAUAUGCUUUCAGAAAAAAAUAAAGAAUUAGAAAGAAGACUGCACAUAACUUCUAGUGAGAGGGAUAGUUUUGCCAACGCUUUAGAAGAGGCUAGUGAUAGGAUUCUCAUCCUAGAGAGACACGCCAGGGAGCAAGACAUCAGAUACCAACAUAAUAUAAAGGAAUUGAGCAUGCCACAGGAUCAUAUGUCUAUAGACGAAAGGUUGCAUGGUAGUCAAGGAGAAAACAGAUCUCUUCUUGCAGAAAUGGACCUUUCGGAACCUACCUUAUCUCAAGAAUGUAUGGCUGUCUACAGACAGCUAAGGUCGUUGGUACAACAGCUCAAAUCGCACCAAGACGAUGACAGUGGAUUGCACAGCGACUGCUCCACAACAUCCCUGGACGACAACAGUCAAUUUGCUACUGGUUUGCUUAGCGAGGUGGCUCAAGAACUCGUCAGUUUGGUCUUGGACACAGACGCUGUCAGACUCAUAGAGCGGUUAGAAGAGGCGCAUAGGGAGAUACAGGAGAGAGAUUUGGAGCUGGCCAAGAGGCAAGAGAAGCUGAUGGAAUUGAGUUCGAGGGUUUCCGUUUGUGAUGUUGAGUUGCAGGCAGCUAAAGAAGACCUGAUCAGGGCUAGGAACGACGCAGUAAACACAUCAGCACAAGACGAAAUCGUCACGAAGGCCAGGCAAGACAGGGACAUAGCGAUAGAGAGAAAAACGAAGCUGGAAAUUGAACUGGCGAAGACCAGGAUGGAUCUGAUGCAAGCCAAUGGUCAGUUGAUGGAGGCCAUACAACAGAAGGUCGAGCUAAGUCAACAGCUUGAACAGUGGCAGAUGGAUGUACAAGAACUACUGGAAGAACAGGUCAAAAACAAGCUAACGUCCCAAGAGGUUAAAUUAAGGUCAACAAUGCAAUCAUCCCCAGUAGCUCCGCCUAGAAGAAGAUUGCUCAGUUUUUUAUACCGAUAGCAAUUACUGCGCGAUAUGCACACAAAGAUGUCGCUGAAAAAAGCCGAAAAUAGUACAUGAAGAGAUAAUUGCAAAACCUGUGGUUUUUCAACUGAUAGACUUAAUUUUACAAAGCAAUAUCAGAGCUGUACUUAACUUCCACUGUGAUUUUUAAUUUAUUAAUUGAACUGACUUUUCUUCAUCAAAAUUUGCAAUGAAUGAUUUCAUUUAUAGUUUUUAGAUCAGAUUAUAUAUAUAAUUUUAUGUAUUUUGUGUAAAUCUUUGAUGUACAUCACCUUUUUCCAUUUUUUUUACCUUUACACUAAGCGAAUAGGAGUAGCGCCAAUCAGGAGCUUUCCACAAAUCGGGGAUGUGAAAAAUGUUGACAAUUUAUUUGUUGAUUCUCCUUUGUGGUAGGUUUCUCGAUCGCUUCUCUUCGUGUUGAAUCAUUUAAAAUAGUGAGAGAAACAUUUGUUCGUUCAUACAGAGAAUAUUUAAUGAAAUAAGCAUUAAUAAAAAACUGAUGAGGGGUUUUAAUCAGUCUUAAAAUCGCCUUGGAGUUGAGUUUCUGUUAGAAAUUUAUAAGGAUCGAUUUAUCCAUUUUGUAAAUAUUCCACUAAUUAUUUUCAGUUCCACUGAUAAAAACACAUAUUUUUAGGGUUGAAGAAGUUGUGAUUUAUACUUGUAUGCGUUAAUCAACAUCGACUAACCAUACCAGAAAUAUCUGAUGUUCAAGAAUUUUUGCAUUUACGAAGUUAUUCGAGAUUAAUUCCGUCCAAAAAGUGCUUGAAAAUUGUUACCCUAAAUAAAUAUAGAUAUAUUUUACCAUUUGAA
Coccinella septempunctata (seven-spotted ladybird) is the source of this 2725-nucleotide messenger RNA. RefSeq names its product bicaudal D-related protein homolog. The transcript has 7 exons. The record is from RefSeq and is a predicted model, not a curated record. The coding region runs from base 398 to 1912 and encodes 504 amino acids. NCBI's taxonomy places the organism in Eukaryota, Metazoa, Arthropoda, Insecta, Coleoptera, Coccinellidae.